Bombyx mandarina (wild silkworm) is the source of this 805-nucleotide messenger RNA. RefSeq lists its product as uncharacterized. The record is from RefSeq and is a predicted model, not a curated record. Lineage: Eukaryota; Metazoa; Arthropoda; Insecta; Lepidoptera; Bombycidae.
CGGUCAGCUACCAAGAGUGAAAUAGUUACCACUACCAAUAUAAAGAAAAAUGAAGGCUUUCGUUGCAGUUCUUUUCGUGGUUGCCUCGGUUCUGGGCGACCCUGAACCCAGUAAAACCAUUCAGAAGCGUAGCGGACUCCUGGGUCACUAUGCUGAUCUUUACGGCCACGGGUUGAGCUCGGGCAUCGCUGUCCAUGCUGGCCCGGCUUUCGGCGCCCACGGAUUAGCCGGCCCAGCCAUUGCUGGUCAUGCCAUUGCUGGUCAUGCCAUUGCUGGUCAUGCCAUUGCUGGUCCUGCCAUCGCCGGUCCUGCUAUCGCUGGUCCUUAUAGUGCCGGUGUGAUCGCCGCCGAGGGCGCUGGAGGAGCUAUUAUUGGAGCUAAUGUGCACACCACUAUAACUAGACACGUCGGAGUACCCGUUCCAGCUCCGUACCCUGUUGCCGUCGACAGACCUGUGCCAUACCCCGUCAGAGUUGGCGUACCUUACCCCGUGGACCGCCCCUACGCCGUACCCGUCCCCAGACCUUACCCAGUAGCCGUUGAGAAGCACGUCGCCGUACCAGUCGACAGGCCCGUACCGGUACCCGUACCCCAUGCAGUACCCGUACCCGUGGUCAAACAAGUUGGAGUACCAGUCCCAGCUCCGUACCCAGUGGCGGUACCCAGGCCUGUUGCGGUACCAGUACCCGCUCCAGUGGCUGUACCUUAUGUGAAAUCCGUCAUCGGCGCCCACGCACACUUGGGCAGCGCAAUCGGACACGAUAUUCACUCGCACGGCUUCCUCGCACACAAACACGGAUGGUAA